Molecule: messenger RNA, 558 nt
Organism: Pongo pygmaeus (Bornean orangutan)
Lineage: Eukaryota; Metazoa; Chordata; Mammalia; Primates; Hominidae
Gene: RPL38
Product: ribosomal protein L38
Exons: 5
Coding region: 300-512 (70 amino acids)
Biological process (GO): protein-RNA complex assembly; translation
Cellular component (GO): cytosolic large ribosomal subunit; ribosome
Molecular function (GO): structural constituent of ribosome
Source: RefSeq, a predicted model, not a curated record
AUAGGAGGAAGGGAUGGGGAGGAGCGGGAGGAGGGAAGCGGAGGGAGGGCGGCAGCCAGGAUGGUCCAUUCCAUUCUUGGAGCUGCACUGUUGACCUCGACCACAAGGGGGCAGGGCUGCUGAAAUUGGAAGUGCGAACGCCUACAUGAGUCUUGACCCUCGGCAGGCACUGUAUCCAGUUUCCUCCGAGUAGGGAGGGCUUAACUGCCCGGAAACGGAAGUCUUGUUCUUUUUCGUCCUUUUCUCCGGUUGCCGCUUGCUGUCCCGGUCUGCGCCAGCGCCCAGCGCGCCUCGUCGCCAUGCCUCGGAAAAUUGAAGAAAUUAAGGACUUUCUGCUCACAGCUCGACGGAAGGAUGCCAAAUCUGUCAAGAUCAAGAAAAAUAAGGACAACGUGAAGUUUAAAGUUCGAUGCAGCAGAUACCUUUACACCCUGGUCAUCACUGACAAAGAGAAGGCAGAGAAACUGAAGCAGUCCCUGCCCCCUGGUUUGGCAGUGAAGGAACUGAAAUGAACCAGACACACUGAUUGGAACUGUAUUAAAAUACUAAAAAUCCGAA